Drosophila obscura is the source of this 2175-nucleotide messenger RNA. Its product is annotated as reticulocalbin-2. Bases 396 to 1430 code for a protein of 344 amino acids. Gene Ontology annotation, cellular component: endoplasmic reticulum. The record is from RefSeq and is a predicted model, not a curated record. The transcript has 4 exons. Gene Ontology annotation, molecular function: calcium ion binding. Lineage: Eukaryota; Metazoa; Arthropoda; Insecta; Diptera; Drosophilidae.
ACACUGCUUGCGAGUUUGUUUUUUGGCCUGCGUAAAUAAAUAAACGGAAAUUGUUUAAAAAAACUAAUAAUAAAGUAAAUAACGAAUCUAUGUACUUAGAGCCAUUUCAAACCCAAAAUGCAAUACUGAGCUAAUAAACGAAAAUUUCAGCAAGCAGCUGUCGCUGUUCUGGCCAGAGGUAAAGGUGAACAGAGUUCAUUCAUUUUUGUGCUAUUACGUGUGCGCCCCUUUACCCGCCGGCAGUCGAAGAGACCACAAGUGGCCCCAGUCCCAUAUCCUAUACAUAUGUGUUUGUAGUUGGCUGCGCGUGUGUGAGGUUUCAAGAAGCUGUGCUGCCAAAAAAAGAAACAAAACGAACAAAACAGAGAGUACGCCGUUCGGCAUAAUCAAUUAAUAUGCCCAGAAAGCUGCCCAUGUUUCCGCUGGUGCUGUGCACAGUGGCCGUGUUAGCUACCGUGGGGCCGAUGCCCGCCUUCGGAGCCGUUGCCACGCAUAAGCAUUCUGCACACGAGAAUCACUUGAGUAAGGAGCGGGUAAAGGAUGGAAUUCAUGCGCCGAGGGAUGCUCACCAUCAUGGCGAGGAUGGCGAGCACAAUGUGGAGUUCGACCACGAGGCCAUCAUUGGCAAUACGAAAGAGGCGCAAGAAUUCGACACGCUGACGCCGGAGGAGUCGAAACGGCGCCUGCUCGUGCUGGUUAAACUGAUGGAUCUCAACAAGGACGAGUUCGUUGACCGGCAUGAACUGAAAGCAUGGAUAUUAAGGUCUUUUAAAAAGCUGUCCGAAGAGGAGGCAGCUGAUCGCUUUGACGAAAUCGACCAAGAAACGGAUGAGAGAAUCACAUGGAAGGAGUACUUACAGGAUACCUAUUCCAUGGAAGAUGAGAAUUUCAAGAAGGAGACCAUCGACUUUGACAACUACGAGGAGGAGCAGAAAAUGAUCAAGCAGGAUAAGGAGAUGUUUAAUGCAGCCGACAUGAACAAGGACGGCGUACUGAGUCUGGAGGAAUUUGUGUACUUCCACAAUCCCGAGGAACAUCCCCAGAUGCUGCCCAUACUCCUGGAGCAUACCAUGCAGGACAAGGACUUGAAUCACGAUGGCAAGAUAAAUUUCCAGGAGUUUGUGGGUGAGGCUGCCUCACAUCACGACAAGGAAUGGCUUCUAACUGAGAAGGAGCGUUUUGACAAGGAUCACGAUGUCAACGGCGACGGUGUGCUAACGGGCAACGAGGUGCUCUCGUGGAUAGUGCCCAGCAAUACGGCCAUUGCCAACGAUGAGGUGGACCAUCUGUUUGUCUCCACAGACGAGGAUCACGACGAUCGUCUCUCCUAUCUGGAGAUUCUCAACAACUAUGAAACUUUUGUGGGCAGCGAGGCCACCGAUUACGGAGACCACCUGCAGAACAUAAAUCACCUGGCUGAUGAGCUAUAAUAUGUACAUAUACCUGUAUAACGAACCAACUUUUAGCAGAGUUGAGAGGGCGAUAUAAAACCUGUGUGCAGCAUUAUACUUCCCAUUUCUUUAGUUAGUAAAUGUAUGUUUUAUUCAUGUAAAUCCAAAUGUCCCCCAAAUGAGGCAAAAAUCAAUAUCGCUUAAUAGUUUUGAGCGUAUUUUUACGAAUUUCAUUUACAUACAUGUCUUGCUUGCCACCUACGAGUACCAAUUAAAUUAUGUGUAGUAAUUUAUACAGACACCAAAUCUACAAUAACCAUAAUAAGAAUAAUGUAAUAAAUCAUUUGUACUAAAAUAUUUAUGUGACCAAAGCUGUAUAAUACAUUUACAAGUGCCAUAAAUGUUUUUAGAUCAUGGGCAACAUCGCUUAAUUCUGUUUGGAUGACUAGAAUUGAGUUUUUCCAUCGCAUCGCUAAAUUAGAUUACUUAUGAAUAAUUUGCUGAUUACCCCAUUUAUACAAUGUUAGGUUAGCAGAGUGUUUCUUUGACUAGAUUUCACACUCGUCUGUACCGAAAAAUAUGCUUAGCUCUAUGCCCUAUGACUUUAUCUUAUUUUGCGGAUAGCUUUAUGCAGUUUGAUCCCCAAAAUACGAAUCGAAUAUUUAUGUUUAUUCCUCCUUUUCUUAUAUCACAAAUAUUGCACCGAAUUGGCCUAUUUCCCCACAUUUUAUCUAGAAAUUUCAACAGAAAGCUAUAAACAAAACCAAAAAAAAAAAAAAAACUU